Punctularia strigosozonata HHB-11173 SS5 is the source of this 1113-nucleotide messenger RNA. RefSeq lists its product as uncharacterized. The transcript has 4 exons. The coding region runs from base 57 to 992 and encodes 311 amino acids. Gene Ontology annotation, cellular component: signal recognition particle, endoplasmic reticulum targeting. Gene Ontology annotation, molecular function: protein binding; ribosome binding; 7S RNA binding. Gene Ontology annotation, biological process: SRP-dependent cotranslational protein targeting to membrane. The record is from RefSeq and is a predicted model, not a curated record. NCBI's taxonomy places the organism in Eukaryota, Fungi, Basidiomycota, Agaricomycetes, Corticiales, Punctulariaceae.
CGCGAGUGUCACCUCGUCUGCGUGAACCGAAGUAGCGCGAUAGCUAGCGCUGUAAGAUGCCCCCGAAACCGAGCAAGGCCGCUGCACCGCCGGCAGCCAGUGGGCAGAAGAAAUCGCGACCUGGCGUCACCUCCAAGCCCAAAGCUAAACGGCCAUUGUCCACGGAGGAACGAUUGAAGAAGCUUUUUGGCUCGUUGUGCGCUCAGAUCGACGGAGGACACUUCCCUAACGCUAUACGCACUUGCGAUAAGAUCCUUCGACUAGCGGCGGACGACAAGGACGCGUUGCAGACAAAGCUGUUCCUGCUUCUGCACACUGAACAAUACGAGGCUGCACUUACGCUCGUCGAUUCCCUCGACAAGGAGCACGGUCAUGACUUCGGCAGAGCGUACUCGUUGUACCGUCUACAGCGCGAAGAUGAGGCGGAAUCUGCUCUCAAGCAAUUAUCGGACGAAGAUGAUCGAGGCGCUCUACAUCUCGAAGCUCAAUUGAACUACCGUCAGGGCAACUACCAGUCCGCCUUCGACCUAUACAAUCAGCUUCUAGAUAGCGCGGAACCGCAAACGGAAGAGCACGAUGAUAUUCUCACCAAUCUACAAGCGGCCCAGCAGCACCUCGAUUUCAUCAAUGCGGGGUACUUGCGUGUGUUGGACCAGCUGCCCGCAGCUACGACUUCCCAGAUCGAAACUGCCCAACCUCCCACCGUCGGCCCUGCUCCUUCUGCCGCUUACCCGACGGCGGCAGCGCCACCCGCACCAGCGCCGAGGAAGACCCGCGCGAAGCGCGUGCCCAAGGGUGUCAUCCCUGGGGUGACCCCUCCUCCCGAUCCCGAACGCUGGCUCAAGAAGAGCGAGCGGUCAACAUACACGACUGGGCGUCACAGAAGCAAAAGAGGGGGAGGGGCGACACAGGGUGCCGCGGUGCUCGAAGCACCGCCAACUCAGUCGGCAUCUCAAGGAAAGUCUGGCGGGAAGAGUAAGAAGAAGAAAUAGGGCAUGUGUUGAUCCACGCUGCACGACCAGGGGCGCAAGUCCUCGGGUUUAUAUCAAAGCGUUGUAAACGUGCCUAAUUCGGAUGUCCUCUCGACGAACCUAGCCAUAUCAUCGUGUAAAA